Zophobas morio is the source of this 1201-nucleotide messenger RNA. RefSeq names its product probable cytosolic iron-sulfur protein assembly protein Ciao1 (gene Ciao1). Gene Ontology annotation, biological process: iron-sulfur cluster assembly. The record is from RefSeq and is a predicted model, not a curated record. The transcript is spliced from 3 exons. The coding region runs from base 137 to 1147 and encodes 336 amino acids. Gene Ontology annotation, cellular component: cytosolic [4Fe-4S] assembly targeting complex; mitochondrion; cytoplasm. NCBI's taxonomy places the organism in Eukaryota, Metazoa, Arthropoda, Insecta, Coleoptera, Tenebrionidae. Gene Ontology annotation, molecular function: protein binding.
UCUAUAUUAAUCUAUGAUUGACAUCUGACAUUUUAAGGUUAGAACGACCACAAACUUGCACUUUUUAAUUCAAACGUUAUACUCAAACAAACAACCACAAUUAAUCCACCCCAAUCUUCACUUUCACGACACCCAAAUGGCAAAACUGGAGACAGUGCAGACCCUAUCCAAGCACACAGGUCGCGUCUGGAACGUAAGCUGGCACUCGAAAGGUCACACGCUCGCCUCCUGCGGCGAAGACAAGACCAUCAGGAUUUGGUGCCAAGAGAACUCCAAGUGGGUUAACAAAGUUAUCUUGACCGAUGGCCACAAGCGCACGAUUCGGGAAGUGGCGUGGUCCCCGUGCGGCAACUACUUGGCUUCGGCUAGCUUUGACACGACUAUAUGCAUCUGGGAUAAAAAAUCGGGCGAGUUUGAGUGCAACGCCACGCUAGAGGGGCACGAAAACGAAGUGAAAAGUGUCGCUUGGGCUAAAUCCGGUAAAUUUCUGGCGACUUGUAGCAGGGACAAGUCGGUGUGGAUUUGGGAGAUCGCGGAUGAAGAUGAGUAUGAUUGUGCAGCAGUGCUUAAUGCGCACACACAAGACGUGAAGAAGGUGGCGUGGCACCCCAGUGACGACGUUCUAGCGUCCGCUUCGUACGACAACAUGAUUAAAUUGUUUAGAGAGGACCCGUCAGAUAGUGAUUGGAUUUGUGUGGCUACUUUAGAGGGUCACCUAUCGACGGUUUGGGGCGUCAGUUGGCACAAAGACGGUCAGCGACUUGUUUCCUGCAGCGACGACACCACUCUAAAAAUUUGGAAGCAAUAUUUGAAGGAUAAUAACGAAGGAGUGGCUGUUAUAGAUGGCCAAGAGACAUGGAAGUGUGUGUGUACGAUAUCGGGGUACCACAAUAGGACGAUUUACGACGUGUGCUGGAGCCACACGACUGAUUUAAUUGCGACGGCCUGCGGCGACGAUACUGUCCGUAUUUUCAAAGAAGACGACUGCAGCGACGACAACGCCCCCACUUUCAGCCAGAUUGUGUGUGUGGAUAGGGCGCACUCCCAAGACGUGAACUGUGUGUCUUGGAAUCCAAGUUUGCCCGAAAUUUUAGCGUCAGCGAGCGACGACGGCGAAAUAAAAUUGUGGAAAUUUACAGAGUUAUAAUUUUGAUGAUCACUGUUUGUUUUGUAAACUUAGAUUAAAAAAUUAGUGUCAUAA